Messenger RNA from Brassica rapa (field mustard), 1014 nucleotides. RefSeq lists its product as uncharacterized. Gene Ontology annotation, molecular function: deSUMOylase activity. Gene Ontology annotation, biological process: proteolysis; protein desumoylation. The record is from RefSeq and is a predicted model, not a curated record. NCBI's taxonomy places the organism in Eukaryota, Viridiplantae, Streptophyta, Magnoliopsida, Brassicales, Brassicaceae. Gene Ontology annotation, cellular component: nucleus.
CUGCCUCUGAAAAAAAAACCACGUAGAUGUCCAAGUCGAUUUUAUCAGGUCCUCCGAACCCCCUUAGAAUGGCUGACAGACCAUCAAAUGGAUGCUUUUAUUAAUCUACUGAGGCAACGGUACCAAAACCAUCCAGAACAUUUCAGGAGCGACAGAAUGUGCUUUCUUGAUCAUGUAUUUUCUCGGCAGUGGAGGGCCUCCUACCCUGAUUUUAAGAGCGACGCUCCUGAUGCCAACGGUUUAGGAAGAAGACUCCCUGGUGGGGCGUGGAAUUAUCAUGCAGGCUUGAUACCUUCUUUUUGUCAAUCUAAGAAGGUUUGGGGGGUGGAUGUGGAUGAUAUCUAUGCACCUGUGAACUUCAAGAACCAGCAUUGGAUUGCUAUAUGGAUAUCGAUCCCUAAGAGGCACAUCGUCGUCUGGGACAACAUUGUCUCUCAUAUUAGCCCUAAAGAACUCGAUGAGGUAAUGGAGCCUUUUGUCACAAUGGUCCCUUAUCUGCUUGUUGAGUGCGCGCUCUCUGACGAACAAAAGGUUCAAUACACAUUGGAGCCAUACACAUAUGCGAGACAAACCGUUGGAGUACCUCAGUGCCGAGCUGGAGAUUGUGGCACCUUCACUCUGAAGUACAUCGAAUGUCAUGCUCUUGGGAUAGAAUUUCCCACCGCGUUUGACAAAAAACACGGGAAGACCAUCAUGGAGAAGAUGGCUCUGGAUAUAUUUCGAGAGCUUCCUAUGUGCCAUGAAUGGGAAAACCAAGACAAUGAUGAGAACCUGGCAACGUAUGAUUAGAUUGUGUGCUGUUGCGAUUGUAUUUGAACUUGAUGCUUUUGUGUACUGUUGUUAGGUAGAUUAGGGGAUGUUAACAGGGUCAGGAUAGGAUGAUGUUUUUUGUAACCUAUCCUCGUACCAAACUAGAAUUCCGUAGGAAAUUAGUUUGGUAGUGCAGUAACCUUUCGGAAUAUGUAAUGUUUAACUUGUCUUUUUUAAAUGCACUGUUGGAAUUAGUUUGGACGA